AUGGCGGACGCAUUGAUUGGCCCAAUUCCAUACAUGCUCUUUCUGGACUCCUUUCAUCCUGUCUCCUCAGCUCGCCCGCCUUUACCCAAGCUUUUGUUCACGGUCUCGCUACCCCACGAAGAUCAUAUCAAGGGAGGACAAGACUCCGGAUACUAUCGUGGAAAGGAUACUAUUUCGGAUGUCUGCCGUGCUAUCAACACGAGUCAGGUCUGCUCCUCCAUUGAGUUCCUCAGUACCGAGAACAUUUGUCUCAAUAUGGAGGACGGGAGCCUCGCCGUGAGCGAUUGUGGAACGAAGUUCAAUGUCGGCGCCAGCGGUAUGACCAAACUAUCGAAUACGGGCGUCAGGAAGGACGGUCAAUCUGCUCUCGCUUUUGCGCCAGACUGGGAGCGUAUGCGAGUCACAAUACAGUUCAAGCUUGAAGAGGAGGAUAUCAUCUUUGAUCGAGAGUCAGAUGAGGGUGGAGCUUGGCAGUCGAAAGGAUCCCUUACUCCCGACCAGUUAACAAGCGACGUUCGCCACCAGUUCAGCCGUCAGUGCCGCACAUCUGUCACGUCGAUCUUGAUCCUCGAGCGCUGGGCGCGCCUUAUCCGUCACGACCACGCUGGCACCGUAGUAUCUGGGCGCUUCGAUUGGCGCGCUAACGACGGCGCGCUACUGGCUGAAUUCCUCUCUCGCCUGGAAUACGGCUCGCCUCAGCAGGAAGGUGUUGACGACUCCGUCGGAGACUUGUCAGUUUUUGGCGGGAAUGGUUCCACAGUUGUUCAGGAGGCGCGCAAGGCAAUGCAAGAGUUCACCGCUGGCAUGAUUGCUGUGCCGCUUGCCGACGACGCUCCGUUGCGAUCUGUCGAGUGCUGGGACGACAGCGAGCUCGAUAGCAAUGGACUGCCGAGGUCGCGAACCCUGAUUGCUACCAAGCCUUUAGCAUUGAACCUAUCAGUUGUCAGUCGUUACACCGUCAGCUUCAUCGGCUACGAUGUCGAGAAGCGCUGCGCGUACUGGAUCAAGGACUCGUGGCCGAUCAACGAUCCCGAGUUCACGAAGGAGGGAGAGAUAUACAAACGACUGAAGGACGCGGGUGUACCACAUCUUGCCGAGGUUGAAUGUGCCGGCGAAGUACGCUGGAAGGCGGACAAUGCUGUGCAAAGGACGCGCACGAACGAGUUCAGCAAUGCCACAGGCGGGACCGUGCAUCCGCUCUCCCACUAUCGCAUUCUCUUCAAGGACAUCGGACGUCCGGUCUACAGGUUCGAAUCUACCAAGCAAAUGGUCACUGCUCUUUCGCACGCCAUCAAAGCUCACUCAGUUGCGUACGAGAAGGCACACAUGCUUCAUAGAGACAUCUCUCCUGGUAACAUCUUGAUCAAACGGAACGGAGACGGCAUGCUUAUCGACUGGGAUCUCUCCCUAUACAUCGAUUCUCGGAAGGACGCGGCUAGUCGCGGGCCUCGCAUGCUGUGGAGAACCGGAACUUGGGCGUUCGCAUCUGUAAUGCUCCUCUCGAGGCCCUUUGAGCGGGCGCACUCGCUCAGCGAUGAUCUUGAGUCCUUUUUCUGGGUCCUCCUCUUCCUUGUACUUCGCUAUCGGUACAGCCCUGUCCAGCGGACCAGCAUGCAGAGCGACGUCGACUUCCAGUCGUACAUGCUUGAACUCUUCGAGUCCAAAACGAUCGGGUCCGACGGCAUCACACUUGGUGGAAGACAAAAACGGAAUUUCCUCGCGGACCUAUACGAUGAACCCUCAGAUGCUGAUAUCAUGCUGAUGAAGGAUGCGUUGAACAAGUUCAUUCCUCGUCCUCUCAGCGGGUUGAUCAUCACUCUGCGCAAAGAGUUGAACAAUCUUUACGAGGCAUUGCACGCUUAUAGGAAAGCUAUGAAUCGCGCAGCCAUAGCUGCAAAACUUGCUGCAGCCGAUGCUGAUGAAGAAACUGACGAUGACGACGGUGAAACACUUCCUCGGCCAGCACGACUCCAACCUACGCCAUCAUCCUCGUUGCCGCCAGUAUCGGCUCCAGCGCGGCCCACCCUCUUCGACGCACAUCAGUUCAUUCUCGCGCGCUUCGAUGAGGCCUUAUCAGCCAAAUGGCCUCGCCGCGGUUUAUCUGACUCGUCCGUCGACCGCAUUCCUUCCAUGUACCUCCCUGUACAACAAAAGCUCUCAAGUGCUCCGAGGAAGGAUGCGCCGGCUCCUGUCACACUCAGUGAUGACCCCGUGAGGAGGCGUGUGUAUGAUCUGUCCCACCAGGUGUUCAUGCGCCAUCCGGAUCAGGUAGCGGAGUAUGCGAGAGAGCGCGCUGGCGGCGACUACAUAACCAUUUCCUUAUCUGGAACGCAGUUGCCUCGCGGGCAGAAGCGGAAGCGGGAGAGUACACUGGAGUCGAUUCCCGAGGAGCGGGAGCCCAAGAUGCCCAAGUACGGCGUGCAGGCGAUCACUCUAAGGCGUCAAGAUGCUGGCCCACCUAACGAGGUCCUCAUCCGAAACUCCAAAGAUGGAUUCAUCAAAGACGCACAUGGAUUCGCGACGGCUACCGAGGCUUGGAGUGCACCACCGCUGCGUGGAUUAUGA
Molecule: messenger RNA, 2565 nt
Organism: Peniophora sp. CBMAI 1063
Lineage: Eukaryota; Fungi; Basidiomycota; Agaricomycetes; Russulales; Peniophoraceae
Source: the annotation of a GenBank genome assembly